Messenger RNA from Thalassophryne amazonica, 2675 nucleotides. RefSeq names its product prickle homolog 3 (gene prickle3). The transcript has 11 exons. Gene Ontology annotation, molecular function: zinc ion binding. NCBI's taxonomy places the organism in Eukaryota, Metazoa, Chordata, Actinopteri, Batrachoidiformes, Batrachoididae. The record is from RefSeq and is a predicted model, not a curated record. Bases 159 to 2606 code for a protein of 815 amino acids.
GGCGGAAUGAGGCGUUCGGGAUCACAGGUUUGUGCUCGGAAGAGUCUGAGGGGGCAUCACGUCGUCUCUCACAGGCUGUGGGGCUUUAAAGAUCUCAGAGUUGUCCAAACUUGGACCACCUGGAAGUCUUUCUGCUAUCUGAACAUUUAACCGACACCAUGUUCCUCCGCGGCUCUAAAAAGAGGCGGUCGAACCGCUCGCAGGAGGAAGAAGAUCCAGACCAAGGGCAGCCCUGUAUGCGCUGUGGAGACAAAUGCCCUGGCUUCCGUGUGCAUGGCUGGAGAAAGAUCUGUGUGCACUGUAAGUGUGUACGAGAGGAGCAUGCCGUGCGGUCUGUGCCGGGUCAGCUCGAAAAGAUGAUGACAAAGCUGGUGUCGGACUUCCAGAGGCACUCCAUCUCUGACGAUGACUCUGGCUGUGCCUCUGAGGAGUACUCCUGGGUCCCACCGGGGCUGAAGCCUGAGCAGGUCUAUCAGUAUUUUAGCUGCUUACCUGAGGAUCGAGUGCCUUAUGUGAACAGUCCAGGGGAGAGAUACCGCAUCAAACAGCUGCUGCAUCAGCUCCCAGCCCAUGACAGCGAGCCCCGUUACUGUAACUCUCUGGAAGAAGGGGAGAAGAAGGAGUUGCGCCAAUUCAGCCAGCAGAGAAAAAAGGAAAACUUGGGGAGAGGCGUUGUCAGACUUUUCCCAGUAACUAUGACGGGAGCUGUCUGCCACCAAUGUAGCAGACAGAUCAGCGGCGGAGACAUUGCUGUUUUCGCCAGCCGGGCAGGACAUGGCAGCUGUUGGCACCCUCAGUGUUUCCAGUGCGCCUCCUGCAGUGAGCUGCUGGUUGAUCUGAUCUACUUCUACCAGGACGGGCAGAUCUACUGCGGCCGGCACCACGCUGAGCGGCUCAAACCCCGCUGCCAGGCCUGUGAUGAGAUUAUUCUAGCAGAUGAAUGUACAGAGGCAGAAGGAAGAUACUGGCACAUGAAGCACUUCUGUUGUUUUGAGUGUGAGGCUGCUUUGGGCGGCCAGAGAUACAUCAUGAGAGAGAGUCGGCCGUACUGUUGCUCCUGCUACGAGUCCCUGUAUGCAGAAUACUGCGACACCUGCGGAGAACAUAUCGCUAUCGACCAGGGCCAGAUGACAUACGAGGGUCAGCACUGGCAUGCUGUGGAGUCUUGCUUCUGCUGCGCCCAGUGUCGGCUGCCGUUGCUGGGACGUCCCUUCCUCCCUCGAGGGGGACUUAUCUUCUGCUCCAGAUCCUGUUCUCUGGGUGACGACCCCGAUAACUCCGACUCCUGUGACUCUGCGCUACAGAGUAGACCACCCCAACAGAGACAUUGUUGGACCAGAGAGAAACAGCAACAGGCACUGUGUGGUUCUCCACUGCGACCACUAGAGGGCAACACUCCUUUUAUAAAUCCUUCAAAAAACUGCAUUCAUAGUUCUGUGGAAAACAGAGGUGACCACUGCACUAUUCCAAAACAAAAUGGAGUUGUAACACCUAGUGGUCAUCCCCAUCCAAGAGGUUCCUACUCACCACUUCCGCACAUUCAUCGAGCAAAUGGUUUUGGAUCUUCCUGGCCCAGUGACAUUCCACAUUAUAGUUUAAUGCCAGCAGACAGUGGUGUCACACCUCCAGUUAGUGGUCCCGGAUUCCAGGGACACCUCAAUGGAAACAUUGGAGACUCUGUAACUAGCUUCACUUCAAGAGGAACCUCUACUGCUAAAGACUGCAGGAACUGGGUGAAAACAACAAAUCAAGCGAUGCAAGUGUCUCAGAAAAAUUCAGCUCCACAUGUCAGUCACCUCAUUCCACCUGAAUCACCUCACCUCCUGCCCAGCAACCCAUCCAAUCUCCCACCGCCUCCACCCACCAAGUCACGUGACUUCAUAACUCGGAAUUCACCGUCUCCAGUACUUCCCGAUCCAGACAACAGACCCUGUGACUCGCCACCUCCAUUGUCUCGCAGUGGGGCAGCCAGAGUCAGCUUCAGGGAACCAAUCAGCAGCAGCUAUUCUGUUGAAGAAGAAGAAGAUGAGAAUGAGGAGGAGCCUCAAGUGGGUGAUGAAAAGCAGUGCGAUGGAGAUGAGAUGGAACAAGGUUUAAGAGGCAGGUUACACCAACAGAAAGGCGUUCCUCCACAGAUCGAUCUACUGGAUGGAUCCUGUUACCACCAACGUAAUCUCCGGCGAAGUUGGACUCGAGGUUGUCGUGUCCCCUCUGGCUCUCCUCCCCAGCCUGGUGCAGAGAGGCGAUCCCGACGCUCGCAACGCGACCGGCCUUGUUUAGACGCUCUGGACUGGCGAGGGGACAAAGAGAGGGACAGUCUAGGUGCUGCCACUGCCUUCAAGCUGACCCUUCAACAGGGCAAGCAUGAAGACUCCUGUUCCACGUGUUCUUCAUCCUCGGACUCGGAGGAGGAGGGCUUUUUCCUGGGCAAGCCCAUUCCGCUUCCCCCACAGCUCCAAAGGCACCAGUCUGAUGCCAGGAAAGACAGAGAGGAAGAAGGAGAGAAGGAAGCACAAAGAAACUCUGGUUUGAGAGGCAGCUUUCGACGGAGACGGGCCAGCAGUCUUGAUGCAAAGGAUAAAGAUAAAAACUGUGCUAUAUCUUAACACUAACAGCCAAUGGCACUAAAACACUAAAACACACUAUAUUCAUUUGUAUGUGGUUUUACACAGAAA